AAUCAUCAACUGGAAACCCCUGAGAUACAUGAAUAUUAAUAUUUUAAUACAUAAAGUAUUAAUCGAAGUUAUAAAAAAGGAAGCCUGCAUCUCCUGAUGCACAGAAGCUCCAAGUUAUGAAAUUUAAUCAAACCACAGGAAAGAGCACCUUUCUUUUGGGGGCCUUCAUGGAGGAAGAAAUGAACACUGGCCAAUGUUCCUUUGAACUUCUAUUUCUGUAACUCGUGCUGAAGGUUAGCUUCUGACCCCAACUUCCUCAAACCUCAGAGAAGUUCAGAGCAGUCAUCUGUGACACCUCUGUGAGUAGUCUGGUUUUGCUUUUUUUUUCUUUUGGUGAGCGGCACCUUCAAGUUACCAUCCCCAGCCUAGUCCUCAUGCUACCUUGGUUCCUGCUGUUGAUCUGUGGAAACCCUGUCUCUGAUGUGAGCUUGAAGACCAAGCCCCCGGGGGAAUGGGUUAUGGAGGGAAACAAGCUGGUCCUCAUCUGCUCCGUUGCUAACACCACUGAAAAUAUAACUUACCUCUGGUACAGAGGGGCCCUGGGUUUAAAUCUGGAAAAGAAGACACUGCCUUCAAUAACAGCAGAGUUUGAGAUCAGUGAAGUGAAGCAAAGCGAUGUUGAUCAAUAUUACUGUGCAGCUGACAACGGCCAUGGCCCUGUUCUCAGUGAGCUGGUGAACAUCAAUGUCAGAGUUCCAGUGUCUCGCCCUGUCCUUACAUUUGUGGACACUGGAACCCAGGCUGUGCUGGGGGACCUGGUGGAGCUUCACUGUAAGGCCUUGAGAGGCUCACCCCCAAUCUUCUACCAGUUUUAUCAUGAGAACAUCAUUCUGGGGAACAGUUCAGACCACUCUGGAGGAGGAGCAUCCUUCAACUUCUCCCUGACCGCAGAACAUUCUGGAAACUUCUCCUGUGAAGCCAGCAAUGGCCAGGGUGUCCAACGAAGUGAAGUGGUGGCUCUCAACUUAACAGGUCUCUCCUUAGUGCCCACUGUGAAUGGAAUCGGCAACCUCUCCUCAGGACUCACUGGCUGGCUGAUUGGCUGUCUUGGCCCCAUCGCCACGGUCCUAAUAUUUUGCUACUGGCUCAAGAGAAAAAUAGGAAGACAAUCGGAUGAUCCACUCAGGAGCCCUCCUCAGACUGUGCUCCAAGAAUCCAACUACCACAACUCCCCGGACCCAGGGCAUCCAGAACCCGUGUAUGAGAAUGUGAAUGCUGUAAGUGGCGAUGAAGUUUACUCUCUGGUGUACCACACCCAGCAGGAGCUAGGACCGACAGCCGCUCAGCAUGUGAGCACACACGGGGCAAGUGAGCUCUCCUCCGGAAUCUAUUCUAAGCCGAGGAUAAACAUCGUUUAUGUGGACUAUGAAGACACCAUGUAGAAUUAUGUAAACAGCAAUGAGGAGUGCUACAAACAAGCCCAAGGUCUGAUGUGGCCUCCGAGGACACUGGAGACAGGAGUAGCUUGCAAAGACACCUUUCCCACGUGCUGCUGUUCAUUAGACGGGUCCUUCACCUACCCAGUGUCAAGCCAGAACAAGUCCUACAGAAACCACCCAGGAAAACCAACUUAGAUGGAGAAGCUGGAGCAUUUGCUGGUGACAUCUGGUUGUUGUCCAUUCAUGUUGGGGCAUGAUGAAUUACACACAAACUUUUAUUUAUAAGAAGAAAACGGUGUGAUGAAAGCAAGUGAAGUCUUGGAGCAGGGGACAACUGAAACUCAGAGAGCACAAAACCAAUGGCUUUGCCGGUCUGCUGUGGAGAGAGCUAUGCUUUCUCUGUGCACACAUCCUAAAAUACCCAACAGUGUACUUUUGAGUGUCAUCAAUUUGGAAUUAAAACACAAUUGCAUAAAAA
Molecule: messenger RNA, 1857 nt
Organism: Rattus norvegicus (Norway rat)
Lineage: Eukaryota; Metazoa; Chordata; Mammalia; Rodentia; Muridae
Gene: Fcrl1
Product: Fc receptor-like 1
Cellular component (GO): plasma membrane
Source: RefSeq, a predicted model, not a curated record